This is a messenger RNA of Linum tenue, 3919 nucleotides long. The record is from the annotation of a GenBank genome assembly. NCBI's taxonomy places the organism in Eukaryota, Viridiplantae, Streptophyta, Magnoliopsida, Malpighiales, Linaceae.
AAAAAGGUCUUUCGUCCUCGAAGCAGCAAGUCCAGACAACUCUGAAGAGAAUCCCGCCCCUACAGCAACGCCGCUUGCUUACAGUAGCGUCCACCCGAUCACGGAAAUGCCACUCAUCCAAUUGCGCAGUCGGCUCCACAUUCAAAACCCACCUCAUUUCUAGUCUUCUCUUCACUCUCUCAGUCUUUCUCUCAACAGAUAUGGUUACCUAACUAUCCGCUUUGAACGGCUGUUUUGCCUUUACACCAUUUCUGCCCCCAGCCGGAUUUCCCCAUCUUUGGUGAAAUGGAUUCUGCUUGUGCUUCGUUGAAUGCCACUGUUGCUUAUGCAUCAGGUAAUGGAAUCAGCAGUGGGGGAUCGUUGUUCUGGGGAGAGAGUCUAAAGGGUAUCCAGAACCAGAAGUGUAGAGAUUUGAGAGCUCAACCAUGGAAGAAUGUUGGGGUUAACAGCAGGAGCUGUAAAUCGACAAGGCCUGGAGUUAUCAACUCUGUUCUUACACCCGAUCUUGAUCAAGAAACUAUGGCAUUUGAUAUGCGGAUGUUCGAAUCGAAGAAAGCCGACCCGAAGAAUGUUGCUUCGAUCAUAUUGGGUGGAGGAGCUGGGACACGCUUGUUUCCUCUGACUAGCAGAAGAGCUAAGCCUGCGGUACCAAUUGGAGGGUGUUAUAGGCUUAUUGAUGUUCCAAUGAGCAACUGCAUCAACAGCGGUAUAAAGAAGAUAUUCGUGUUAACGCAGUUCAACUCCUUCUCGCUUAAUCGCCACUUAGCCCGUGCAUAUAACCUUGGCAAUGGUGUUAACUUUGGAGAUGGAUUUGUGGAGGUUCUUGCUGCUACUCAAACAAAUGGAGAAACAGGAAAGAGGUGGUUCCAAGGAACUGCUGAUGCUGUGAGGCAGUUCAUCUGGGUCUUUGAGGUGGAUGCGAAGAACAAAAAUGUGGAACACGUAAUAAUCUUGUCUGGUGAUCAUCUCUACCGCAUGGAUUAUAUGGAUUUUGUGCAGAAGCAUGUCGAUACCAAUGCUGAUAUCACAGUUUCUUGUGUGCCCAUGGAUGACAGCCGAGCAUCAGAUUAUGGACUGAUGAAGAUCGACAACACAGGGAGAAUUGUCCAAUUCUCUGAGAAACCUAAAGGCCGUGAACUGAAAGCAAUGCAAGUCGACACAACUAUCCUCGGCCUACCAAAAGAUGAAGCCAAGAGGUACCCUUACAUAGCAUCAAUGGGUGUUUAUGUGUUCAGAACUGAUGUCUUGCUAGAGCUUCUGAACACAACCUAUGCCUCGUGCAAUGAUUUUGGCUCUGAAAUUAUCCCAUCUGCUGUCAAGGAUCAUAAUGUGCAGGCUUAUCUGUUCAACGACUACUGGGAAGACAUUGGAACAAUAAAAUCCUUCUUUGAUGCCAAUCUUGCCCUCACUGAACAACCUCCGAAGUUUGGGUUUUUCGAUCCAAAGACACCAUUCUACACAUCACCAAGAUUCUUGCCCCCUACUAAAUUUGAUGAAUGCAGGAUCGUGGAUGCUAUAAUCUCACAUGGCUGCUUCUUAAGAGACUGUAGUGUGGAACACUCAAUAGUUGGUAUUCGUUCUCGUCUAGAAAGUGGCGUCGAGCUCCUGGAUACUAUGAUGAUGGGUGCUGAUUACUACCAAACCGAAGCUGAAAUCGCCUCUGCACUUGCAAGUGGAAACGUCCCUGUUGGAGUUGGACCAAACACCAAAAUCAAAAACUGCAUAAUUGACAAGAAUGCUAGAAUUGGAAGAGAUGUAGUCAUUGCAAACACCGACGGUGUUGAAGAAGCAGAAAGACCAGAUGAAGGGUUCUAUAUCCGGUCAGGGAUCACAGUCAUUCUGAAGAACGCAACGAUUAGAGACGAAACCAUCAUUUAGGCUCAAAGGCUUCCCUAUUCCUAGCUGCAGCAGCAUUAGAAUAAUAUUACGCAACUGGUGCGGUUUAACUGCAUUGAACCACAAGAUACGGUCCGGCUCUGGUGGUGGUGUUCCUAUUCACAGAUCAAGAAGGGUCCUGAUUGCAGAAAACACCGGUCGUGAUGUCAACAUACUACCAAAGGUUGCCAACCUUCGGAAUGCUGCGAAGUUGACGACCCGUAGGCCUUCUACCUCGACCCGGCAUUGCUUCGUUAGGCUUUAGUCCCAUUGCGGAAAUGUUUCGUCCCAGUGUGACUGAUCAUCCUUUAGGACUAGCUAUUCAACCGAGAUGAACUCAGUUCCAUUCUGUUUGUUAAAUAAUCUAGUCUUCUAAUUACAAGUCCCGCAAUUUCAUUUUAUUAAGCAAAAUUAAUCCAAACGAUACAUUCUCAAGAUUCUCAGUGGACGAAUACUCUGUUUCCAAACCUAUCUAUUAUAAACAACCCACCAGCCAAACGAGCACUACGCCUUUCCUUCUUCCCUCAAUUUCCGAUUCCAUUGUGUCUAAUGCCAUUGCCGCCGGCCCACCUUGCUCUGUUCCUCAGCUCGAGAUAAAGCCUCCGAAUCCGGUUGAGCUUAUUCGAUUGAUCGGCAAUGAUCCCAGCAGUCGACCCGUUCUCGCUCAAAACCACCUCGUACCCAUCUCCGAAAUUGUGCAUUCCUUCGGUGAACAGCUGCCAGAACAUCCCGCCGGCGGCGGCGCCGCCAGCUCUGGCCGACGAGUAUAUCGCGGUGUAGACGGUGUCGAACAGCCGAUCCCUCUGUUCUACAGGCGCAGUUCUCAGAGAUUUGCCGAACUCCGCGAAGAGAACGGGUUUCCGGAGAACGUUCUGGGAAUCCUGGAUGUGAACUUGCAGCCAGUGGGUUAAGAAAUCCUGCUGGCUCCGGUCGUCGGAGCUCGGCAGCCAUUGGUCCGGGUAAGAGUGGACCGUGGCGAAAUCGAUUUCCGGGAUCUGAUUGUUGGCGAUGAAAUCGGUUCCCACUUGGAAGUUUGGGUUGUCCUGCUGCUUCUGAGAUUCCGAUUGUCCGUAAAACCCCUCUAGACCGACUUCCAGCAGGUGGUUCCCGUCGAUUGAUUUUAGGUAAGCAGCCAUCUCCGUUAUCCAUUCCUGAAUGGCUCUGCCGGAGGGAUCCGAGGUGCAUCUGGGUUCGUUCAUGAGCUCCCAAGCCAUGAUCGCCGGCUCGUCCUUGUAAUCAACGCCGGUGAUGGUGUUCCGGCGGGUGAGAACCGUCUUUAUGUGAUUCUUGUAGAACCCUUUGAUCACCGAGUUGGUGAAGAAAUCGUCGUCCGACGAAAUCGACUGGCCCUGACUUCUCCCCCAAUUGGCGUACUGCUUCUUCCCUCCGUAAUGCUCGUAGUUGUUCACCAAGCUCAGAAUCAACUUGAUCCCGUUCUUCUUCGCUUCAGACACCACCAAAUCCAACGCCUUUUGAAAACAGAGGACGCCAUUGAGGCCAGGGGAGAUCUGAAGAGCUCUAUCUUGAGUACCAUCGUUGAACGCCCAAGUUCUGGCGAUGGCGAGGCCGUGCCCUCUGGCUUCCUGAAACAAGGUGGAGACUUUCUGCCUCUCGGACGGAGAAGGGUCGGCUGCAACGUACAUGAGCCAAUAGGCGUUGAAGCCAUUGGCGUAAAAUGGGGCGCCGUCGAGCGUGAACUGGGCUCCAUUGGUCUUCACGAACCCAUCUUCACCGGCAGCAAUCCCCUUCUUCCCCUGAAGAACUAGAAGAAGAGUCACGAGCAAAACCAGAGCUUCCAAUCGCUUCAUUUUCCUUUUCUUGCUUUGUGGGUGUUGUUCUGAUUCUCGUGAUUGCAGGCAGGGGCGUAAAAGAAGGAUGCGGAGGCGGUGGUGGGUGGAUUGUUCGUGGGUUUAGAAAUGGCGAGGUGCCGUUUGCAGGGUGGGUUUGUAUAGAAGAAAAGCUGGUUAGUGUACUUUAGUUUGGAGUGGGAGGGAAGGAAAGAACUUACUGUUGACGUAUAUUCAAUGAGCUUUGUAUUAACUUC